Messenger RNA from Oryza brachyantha (malo sina), 2102 nucleotides. RefSeq names its product receptor like protein 23. The record is from RefSeq and is a predicted model, not a curated record. Bases 81 to 1877 code for a protein of 598 amino acids. NCBI's taxonomy places the organism in Eukaryota, Viridiplantae, Streptophyta, Magnoliopsida, Poales, Poaceae. Gene Ontology annotation, molecular function: protein binding. The transcript is spliced from 6 exons.
GCCACGGCUCGGGGUCUCGUGAAUUCCAUUCGGAUUCCAUCGCUCCCCUUUCUCCCGUCGAGCGGCUCCCUCCCCUACCCAUGGCGUCCGCCUCUGCCCCCGCCCGUGGCGGCUGCAUUGAGGCGCGGCUUGUCGACCGCUGCAUCGACGCUGCGGCGGGCGGCGCGGCCACCGUCGAGGCCUGGCGCCGCCAGCGCCGCUCCCUGGAGCGCCUCCCCGCGCAGCUGGCCGACGCGCUCGUCCGCCGCCUCGCCGCCCGCCGCCUCCUCUUCCCUUCCCUCCUCGAGGUUUUCCAGCACUCGGUGGAGGAGGUCGACCUGAGUGGCCACAUCGCCGUCGAUGAGGAGUGGCUGGCUUACCUCGGUUCGUUCCGGUAUCUGAGGGUUCUGAAGCUGGCGGGUUGCAAGAACGUCACCAACUCUGCGGUCUGGGCGCUCUCCGGUAUGAGUACAUUGAAAGAAUUGGAUUUGUCAAGAUGCUCCAAGAUAUCUGACGCUGGCAUCAAACACAUUACUUCCAUUGAAAGCUUGGAGAGGCUCCAUGUAUCGCAAACUGGGUUGACUGACAAUGGAGUUGUGGCCAUUUCUUCACUAAAAAACCUACAUUUUUUAGAUUUGGGGGGAAUUCGUAUAACAGACAAAGCAUUUCAGUCUUUAAAGGUGUUGACACUACUUGAGCACCUUGAUAUAUGGGGCAGUGAAAUUACCAACAAGGGAGCUUCUGUUCUUAAUGCAUUUACAUCUUUGAGCUUCUUAAAUCUUUCUUGGACACGUGUGACAUGCUUGCCAAUUCUUCCAACCGUGAGGUCUCUAAAUAUGAGCAACUGCACAAUUCAUUCUAUUUGCAAUGGGGAUACCAACGUUCUUAUUCAUCUGGAAAAAUUUGUAAUCUCCGCAGCAUCAUUUGGCAACAUUGCUGAAGUUUUUUCAAGCAUCUUACCAAGUUCGUUGACAUACUUGGACAUGUCCAGUUGCUCUUUAAGCAACUUGUAUUGCUUGGAAAAUAUGAAGAAUCUAGAGCAUUUGGACCUUGGCUACAACAGAAUAACUAAUGAUGCAAUGGAAUAUAUUGCAGAUAUUGGAGUGAACCUGAAAUUUUUGAGCCUGAGUAAUACCGAAGUAAUUUCUCAAGCACUAUGUGUUCUGGCAGGAACAGUUCCAAGUCUGACAACCCUUUCUUUAGCUCAUACAAAAAUUGAUGAUUCUGCUUUAUUAUACAUAAGCAUGAUGCCUUCACUGAGAAUUUUGAACCUAAGUCACACGUGUAUCAAAGGUUUCAUGAUUGAAAACUCAGAGAAAAUAUUAUCUAUGUCUGCACUUGAAGAACUUAAACACCUGGAAAGCCUGAAUUUGGAUGGUACACAACUGACAGAUGAUGUUAUUCCUCCCUUAGCCUCCCUUAGAGCACUGAAAUACUUGUUCCUACAAAGUGAUUUCCUGUCUGAUCCUGCCUUGCAUGCACUGUCUUCUGCCUCAAAUUUGGUACAUCUUGGGUUCUGUGGGAAUAUAUUGUCCAGCUCUGGGCUUCUAAAGUUUGUCCCCCCUGCCACGCUUUGUGUGUUGGAUUUAAGUGGCUGCUGGAUCUUAACAGGAGAUGGAAUUUCAGCAUUUUGUAGGUGUCAUCCUUUGAUUGAAUUGAGGCAUGAACUUAUACAAGAACUUCAGAAAAAAUGUGGUGGUACCUCCCAACUUCGCAAGUCUAGGCAACCUCAACAGGUUAAAGCAAAAGUAGCAAAAGCAAAACUUGCUGAUAUCUGCUUUGUAGAUGAAAGAAUAAAGUACAGCAAGGAAGAAUUGAUGGAGCUGCAACACCUAGUUAAAUCAAAUUCUUUGAUGUAUGCUGUGCAGCUUCCACCAGAACUGCAAAGAUCAAUCUAACCAGCCGUUAGAAAAUAUGAAUGGAAGAAUGUUUCCGUCAGGUCGUCCAUCCAAUCAUGAGCUAUUUCCAUCUGGUCAAUAGCUCAAAACAUGGAUCUAAUUGUUGAUGCUUUGGGAUCCAUGGUGCUGUUUCAAGUUAGAUAAUCUUCAACCCUUGUAUGAAGUUUGUUCUGGUCCAUUGGUUUAAUCAAAUGAGUUCGCUCGGGUAAAGCGUGGUUAUUGAAA